Messenger RNA from Oryctolagus cuniculus (rabbit), 12296 nucleotides. Lineage: Eukaryota; Metazoa; Chordata; Mammalia; Lagomorpha; Leporidae. The record is from RefSeq and is a predicted model, not a curated record.
CCCUGCAGAUCUUCCCGGUUGUUCCUAACAGGCUGGUGUUAGGACCCAGGAAGACGCAGCAGCGACAGGCCGGGUGUGAACGGAGAGCCCGAAGUUUGAGGAGAGCCUCUGACAUCACUCACUGCUCUCCACCCGCAGGGGGCAGGGGACGCGGUGCGUGCUCAGCCGGAGCCAGGGCCAGCCCAGGGCGGGCAGGAGCUCCGGGGCGCACGGCUGCGCGCGGCGUCUUCUCUCCCGCACUGCAAGCACAAGAGGAAAGUCCGGUCGCAGACCUGGACAGGGGCCAAGGAAGCUCUUGAAAUACGCGGCAGAGGCUGACGGCCGGGGCUGCCUGCUGGCUCGGGACAGCCUGCCCGGGGCUGCGAGCCGACUGGGGUUUCUCCUCCCUGCAUCGCGUUCCGCGGGGGCCCUGCCAGCUGCCAUGUGUUUAUCGAUCACUGAGGAAUUCCAAGUUUGCAGACCAGGAAGGAACACCCAUUAGCACUCUCGGCAGCUGCAACGCACACACUGAGGAAGACUCCGACCCUGCUGCUUCUGAACCCGUGAGAAGGCGCCUUUCCCAGGGAAGUGAAAGCUGAAGGGGCCGCUCCCGGAUCUCAGGGACACCCCCAGGCGCCCGGAACUCAGGGACGCCCCCAGGCCCCCGGAGCCGCCCGGAACUCAGGGACGCCCCCAGGCCCCCGGAGCCGAGGGAACCAUGAGGAGGCUGCUGUCUCUGGGCUGCUGGCUGCUGCCGCUCUGCUGCAACCUCCAGGUGCAUGGCGCCGACUCCAGGAUCCAGGACCAUCCAGGGUUUGAGGUCUUGGCGUCUGCGUCUCAUUACUGGCCACUGGAGAGCGUGGAUGGGAUCCAUGAACUUCAGGACACGGCUGGAGCGUUGCGAACCCACAACCACACUGUGCUUGCUUCCCAUAACUCUACCCUUGUCUACACCAGUGAGUCUGCCUACUCAAAUUUCUCUGCGACCGUAGACAUCGUGGAAGGAAAGGUCAACAAAGGCAUUUACCUCAAAGAGGAGAAAGGCGUGACGCUGCUCUACUACGGCAGGUACAAGACUUCGUGCCUGAGCGACCCGGCGCAGUGUGGCCCUGACGGGGUCACCUUCUCCUUCUUCUGGAAGACGCGAGGAGAGCAGUCCAGACCCGCGCCGCCCGCCUACGGGGGACAGGUCGUGUCUGAUGGCUUCAGGGUCUGCUCCAGCGGCGGCAAAGGCUCCGUGGAGUUGUACACGCGUGAGAACUCCAUGACGUGGGAGGCUACCUUCAGCCCACCAGGGCCCUACUGGACUCACAUCCUGUUCACGUGGAAGUCCAAGGAGGGUCUGAAAGUGUACGUCAACGGGACCCUGAGUACCUCGGAUCCAAGCGGAAAAGUGUCCUAUGCCUACGGGGAGCCCAGCGUCAACCUCGUGAUCGGGUCCGAGCAGGACCAGACCAAGCGUUACGAGAACGGCGCUUUCGACGAGUUCAUCAUCUGGGAACGGGCCCUGACUCCGCACGAGGUCGCCAUGUACUUCACAGCCGCCAUUGGAGAGCAUGUUUUGCCGUCUUCAACCCUGCCCAGCUACUUCACGACUCCCGCGGCAAACGCCAUGGUGCCCACCGAUGCCUACCUGCCUGUCAUAACCAACCUGACGGAGGAGAGGAAGUGCUUCCAGCACCCUGCUGUGGUCCUGCCCUACCUGCAGAACGUGUCCCUCAGCCUGCCCCACCAGGCCCUGUCGGAGGAGACGGCCCUGAACCUCACCCAGACCUUCCUGAAAGCCGUGGACCAGGUUCUUGGACUGCCCAGCUGGACCGCGGUGUCAGAGAGCAACACCGUGGUGCUGGGCUUGAUGAAUACCAUCAACACCGUCCUGGACCACAUCUCCUCCAACCUGCCGGUCAGCGAGUCCCAGGUCACCAUCGCCGGCUCGUCCCCGGUGGCAGACUUCUCCGUGGCUAAAGUCCUGCCCAGGACCAUGAACAUCUCCCACUACCGCUUCCCCGCGCAAGGACUGAGCUACAUCGAAAUCCCCCACGAGGCCCUGCACAGCCAAGCCUGGACCACCAUCGUGGGCCUGCUGUACCACACCAUGCACCACUACCUGAACGACAUCCCUCCGGCCAGCACCAGGAUCUCCGAGGCCGUGGUGUACAGAGACUGCUUGCUGUCUGCCACCAGCUACCUCAUCUCCCUGGAGGUCUCCCCACCGCCGACUCUCGCCCAAAACCUGUCCGGCUCUCCCCUCAUCGCCAUCCACCUCAGGCACAGACUGACUCGUAAGCAGUACAGCGCGGCCACCAACGGGAGCAACCAUGUCUUCCUGUACUGCGCCUUCCUGGACUUCAGCUCCGGAGAAGGGGUCUGGUCCAACCAGGGCUGCGCCCGCACGGCGGGCAACCUCACCUACUCUGUCUGCCACUGCACGCACCUCACCAACUUCGCCAUCCUCAUGCAGGUGGUCCCGCUGCAGCUUGCGCAUGGACACCAGGUGGCGCUGUCGUCCAUCAGCUACGUGGGCUGCUCGCUGUCCGUGCUCUGCCUGGCCGCCACGCUGGUCACCUUUGCCGUGCUGUCCUCCGUCAGCACCAUCUGGAACCAGCGCUACCACAUCCACGCCAACCUGUCCUUUGCUGUCCUGGUGGCCCAGGUCCUGCUGCUCGUCAGCUUCCGCCUCGAGCCGGGCACUGGUUUCCUCUUCUGAUCUGUGUCAUCUCCGUGUCGUCUGCCAUGGACGGUUAUGGGACGAGUAACAACUGCUGGCUGUCGCUGGGGAGUGGUGCCAUCUGGGCCUUCGUGGCUCCUGCCCUGCUGGUCAUUGUGGUCAACAUCGGCAUCCUCAUCGCGGUGACCAGGGUCAUCUCGCAGAUCAGCGCCGACAACUACAAGAUACACGGAGACCCCAGUGCCUUCAAGCUGACAGCAAAAGCUGUGGCUGUGCUGAUGCCCAUCCUGGGAACCUCCUGGGUCUUCGGAGUGCUUGCUGUCAAUGACCGGGCUGUGGUCUUCCAGUACAUGUUUGCCAUACUCAAUUCCUUGCAGGGACUGUUCAUCUUCCUCUUUCACUGCCUCCUGAACUCAGAGGUGAGAGCUGCCUUCAAGCAUAAAACCAAGGUCUGGUCCCUGACAGGAAGCUCCGGCCGCAGCGGCCACGCCAAGCCCUUCAGUUCUGACAUCAUGAACGGAACCCGGCCAGGCACAGCCUCCACCAAACUCAGCCCUUGGGACAAGAGUAGCCAUUCUGCUCCCCGUGUGGACCUGUCCGCCGUGUGAUGGGAGAAGCUGCUGUCCAGGCCAGUCUGCCACCAGGAACAUGUGCCACCCUCCAAGCAUGACAAAACAAGCACCCAGCCCUCACCUGUGGGUCCCUCUCCUCACUGCUGUCUGGACAUGGGAGUCACAGCCCUCCUGCGACUGAGUCCUGUGGUCACCACAGCGGCAUGGUGCCCCGGAGGGCGUGCUUGGUGACGGCAGGGGCUCCUGGUCUGUGCACCAGCUGCCCUCUGCAGGUACCCAGGACAGGCAGUGGCUGCUGCUGCAUGUGAGCCUCCCCUCCCCACUUGGAGUGCACAGAGCACUGGGCCCAGGAAGGCUGCAGCAGCGCAAGGGGAAGUGUGUCCUCUGCUUUGACGGGGACAUGGCACCUGACAGGUGGGUCCUGUGUGGUGGCUGAGGGUCAGGUAGGGAGCGUGUCUAACCUGCUGAGUCGAUCCCAUGAGCUCCCUGAAGCCAGUACUGACCGACACAUGCUUCUUUCUGGAUGUGAUGCCAGAGGGACCCGGCUCGUGUUUAUGAGUGGUCGAUCCUGGUCCCUCUGUCCACAUGAAGGGCUUUGGGCUGUAGGUCCUGGCUGUCCCACUCUGGUUCUGUCCGCAGAGCGGAUGCCUCUGCCCUUGUCCGGAGCCUGGCAGAGUCCCAGCCUCCCAGCCUGACCGUGCCCUGCCCAGGGGAGCUUCUCAGACUGUUCUGUGCGAGUCCCUGGACCCAAGGCCAGCCUUAGAACAGCCCCUUCCCUCGCACGAGAGCCACGUUUUGCUCACGGGCCCCCAGAGCUGCCUGCCUCCUGCACUCUCCUGGGUCUGGAUCCCUCCGUUCCGGACCUGACCCCACCCGAGAUUCCUCAUCACUUAGGCUUCCCCUCCCUGCUCCUGAGCAGAGCACAGCACACUGUUCCACAUUCCUGCACCGGCAGAGCCCACCACCGCCCAGGCCGCCUGCUUUCCACGUGGCAGACCCCAGCCGAACCUGACUGCCCUCCCUGGCACAGAGCUGACCGUAGCUGGGCCUUCCACGUGGACAUUAAUUUCUGGACUUGGGCUCAGCCCUGCAGGAAAUGUAGUAACUGUGACGACUCCAUGAGCGAGAUAUCUGUGGGACCCAAGUCUGGGAUCACACAUGUGAAUCCAAACACCUGUGGGACACUUGGCACCAGGCUGUGAGAUCCUGCAGAGUGGGCACAAGCUCACUACGUGUGUGCUGAGACAGGCCUGUUUCUGAUACUGGAAAAUCUUCCUUUAACACUGUGACCAUGACAGCAUUGAUCCCUCCCUGUCCCCCACCACUGGAGCGCAUCCAUCACUUAACAGGCUUCUCUGCCAAGGGGAGCAGCCUGCCCGGGGGUGGGGGUGGGGGUGGGGGUGGGGGUGGGGCAGGCAACCUUUGUUCUUCCACAUCUGGGCGAAGUCAUCUGCCUUCCUGGCGUCCCCGUGGCCAGCUGCGGCAGACCUGGCUGACAGGCCCAGACCGCACAGUCGCCCUGUGCUUAGUGAAUCGCCUGCAGAGGCACGACCCCAGCCUCGCUGUCACUCCCGAAAUGCGACCACUGGCCACGUGGGUUAGAGCCCCGUGGUGCCACUGAGGAUGCUGUCUUCCUAAGCUUGACACUUGGGUUUUUGCUUUUUCCUUACGUGGUUUCUGGGGAAGCAUAUCCAGUAAGCAACUGUCUUCUGUUUGGGGUGGAAUUAUUCUAACUUGGCAUAGACACUAUAUAGUUUUAAUAUAUCAAGAGAAGUAACAAAAACCUGUCUAAACUUUUUAUUUCCAAUGAGUGAAAGUAGUGCACUUUAUUUAUAGGCUACAUAUUUCAGCUUCUGCUCAUACUUUAUCUACACAUAAUUUGGCCAAAGAUAUGAAAUUGGAGAGAAUCGUGUGUUCGAGGUAGUUUAUAGCACAGGAAUGAUGAUGAAUGCCACUAAGUAGUGAAAAUAUGUUGUGAUUUUUAUGAAAUAAAACCUUAAUGUCCUUAAAUAAAGUGUGCUGUGAAAUGUUGCUGGUGGAAUGUGAGGCGGACUGAGCCUUCUAACAGGGACAGAGGAAAACGGGAGGAAGAGCCCGUCGGGAUUCACUCAGCACCUCUGGCCUGUGCAUGCACUUCAGCUGGUCCUAGAGGUACACACACCAGAGCCAGCCAGCGGGCAGGGGGAUGGGGAAGGGGGGACGAAGAGAGGAACGUGUGCACCCCCCCCCCUUAAAGAUUUGAAAGGCAGAAUUAGAGACACAGAGGGACAGGUCUUCCAUCCGCUGGCUCAUUCCCCAAAUGGCCACAAUGGCUGGAGCUGGGCCGAUUUGAAGCCAGGAGCUUCUUCCAGGUCUCCCAUGCAGGUGCAGGGGCCCAAGCACUUGGGCCAUCUUUCCCAGGCCACAGCAGAGCUGGACUGGGAGCAGAGCAGCCGAGUGUCUAACUGAACGCAGCGUAGCAGGUGGCAGUGUUACCUGCUCUGCCACAGUGCUGGCCCCACAGCCCCUUUUUACCCCCACAUCUCUGCAAAGCACCCUCCUGCUGCUUUUCAUGGGCAAAGAGUGGGGCCACCAGUCUCAGGGACACUCCAUCUGCUUCAGCUUGGGGGUCUCCGCCCCGUUAGCAGACGUGACUCCCAUGGCCCUGCUUCAACCUCUACUUUUAAACUCACCAUGCUGGGGCAGGCCGUGUGGCACUGCUGCUUGGGAGUCCACAUCCCACACCGUGGUGCCUAAGACUGCGUCCUGGCACCUCUGCUGCUGACCCAGCUUCCUGCUGAUGCCCCUGGACGGUAGCACGAGAUGGCCCAAUCCUUGGGUCCCCACCACCCACACAGGAGGCCUGGAUGUAGUUCCUGGUCCCAGGCUUCAGUGGGCAUUUGGGGAGUGAACCAGUGGAUGGCAGUGUACUUGUGUGCUCUGUUGCUUUCCCUUUCAAAUAAAUAAUAAUAAAUAUAAGAAACAGAACUGCUCAUGGGCCGGCAUUGUGGCGUAGCAUGUAAGGCUGCCUCCUGCAGUACCGGCAUCCCAUAUGGACACCGUUCUAAGUCCCGGCUGCUCCACUUCUGAUCCAGCUCUCUACUGUGGUCUGGGAAAGCAGUGGAAGAUGGCCCAAGUCGUUGGGCUCCUGCACCCACUGGGAGACCCAGAAGAAUCUCCUGGCUCCCAAUCAGCACAGCCCCAGCCGUUGUGGCCAUCUGGGGAGUGAACCAGCAGAUCAAAGACUUCUCUUUCCCUCUCUUCCUCUACCUCUCCUCCCUCCAUGGAGCUCUGACUUUAAAAUAAAUCAAUCUUAAAAAAAAAGAAAGAAAUAAAACUGCUCACAUGAACCAUUUUACAUGUUACUGUAGGAGGCACUUCAAUUUGUGGAAAAAAUGUUAUUAAAAGAUGCUUAUUUGGGAGCAAAAGAUUUGGAAAUCCAACGUUUUUUCGUAAUACCCAUUUUUCAUAAAUGUUACGAAGAUUCCUUCUCUUCAUGGAUUUCAAAAAUUUUUCACCCAAAUAACCUUUUCCAUUUCCAGUAACUUUCUGAAGUACUUUUCAUAUACUUUUUUCAUAAUUGUAAGUGUAAUGUAUGGAACACAUUCAACUAUAGAUAUUUUACUGAAGACUUUGCCAUGCUAGUAUCAGCUUACGUUUCAUAAUAGUGUAUGUAUUUGUUGUAUUUUAUCUGUAUUUAUUUUACACAUACGACAGGUGGAUGGAUAGUGAUGUCCUUGCUCAUAUGGCAGCUUUUCUUGUAUUUCCCCUACACGGAUUACUUCCCGGGGUAAAACUGCGCUUCUGCAACAAAAGGAGCCAGUAUUCCUGUGGCUCUUGAGGUCUGUUGCCAAAUCGCUUGCCAAAACGGACACUGGAUCAGCUCAGUCUUCCCGGCACGGGUGGCAGCGGCAUUUCCUCUGGUUUGGCCUGUGUGACUCCCUAGUUUGCACUCACUUGGUUACUGUGAGGGUGAACAGUUCCCCACGUCUUCACUGUGGUGGCUGAAAUCCCACCCGUGCUGAGGCGACGUCUCAUCCACUGUGUUUUCUCACAGUGCUUCCAGUCUGUCUGGUCUCUCCCAUGCUGAUGUGAAUGGAUUUUGAUGAGCACUGGGACAACGUCCUAGGUGACCUGCACCAAGAUGGGGAACCAAUGGCCUCCGCUCCCAGAUUCUCAGCCCAGCCUAUGAUGACUUCGGCUACUUCCAUCUCCUCAGUGAGUGGGUCUGGGCUCUGCUCAGUCUUGGGCAUUUCUCUGUCCACUGCGUCCUGUGCCACUGGAGGAGUGGCCAUGCACUCAGGUAGCAAGCCCUGUCCUCCCCCAACACUGGGGCUGCCCCGAUCCUGCCCUCCCAUGCCCACAACCCACCCAUGUCCCAGCCUGGGGAUGAUGCCUCCUCCUUAAGGACCCCCAAGCCUGAGUGGGCGUGGAAGGGGCAGGGGUGACCUCCACGGAGCUUCCCAAGCCUCGCACACAGAGGCUUCUGCUUCCCAUGCAGACUGGACUGUAAAACUAUUUUCCCCAUGUUCAGACAGUUUGAGUGGGACAAAGAUGUGGACAGUUUGCACUGUGGCCAAUUCCUGCUUUCUUAAUCAGGUUUGGUUUGUCUUCAGCCGUCCUCUAUUUUUAGCCUUUGUCAGUGUGUGCUAGAGUUCUUCACUUCUGAAAGGCAUGUUAUUAGACACAUCUGCAAAUUGAGUCUGAGGCUUUCUGCUUUUGAUGGGGAACUGGGAUCUUUGUACUCAUGUGACAUUUAUAACUUCUGAACAUUUGCAAUCCUACUUAUGCUUUCUUUUAUGUCCUGUUACUUCUCAGUGCAGCUCUUCAAUGUUGUGGAUACAUUUUACAAAGGGACUGGCACUUACCAAAGUUACAUUUUUUCGGGGUCAGUUCUCUAUUUCCUGUUUUCAACAAAGGUUUUAUUUAGUCAGCUGUGGAUUUCAUUUUAUUGCACAGCACAUUCUACCCAUAUGGGCUCUUCUUUAUGCUUUGCCAUGUGUCCUUUUAUCUCACUGGAAAAAGCAAACAGCCGCACUGUGAAUUCUACUUCCUUCGACUGCAAGUCUUCUCCAGGAGGAACAUUUUCCUCUCUUUAUGGUGUUGCGUGUGUUGCAAAUCUUUCACAGUGCCAGAUAUAUUGGUGUCUUUUUCCUCAUUUGUGAGUUUAUUUUGGAGAUCAGGAUUAUUUUCCAAAUCCUAAAUGCUUUUCCCAUGGCUAGGGUGUGGCUCUGACCGCCAGAGAGUAAUCGUUAUUUCCAGGUUAUGGUGGACCACAAAGUGUUAAUUAAGUUCUCUACCAAGCAACAUGCAUCCAAUCAGUCUUUAGACUGCAAAAAAUGCAUCUCCCACCUCUCGUCUUCCUGAAUGUGGGCCCUGCAGCCACUAAUGAGCUCACUUGAAAAGCAUCCCACAGCUGCAGACUGACCUUGGGCAUUUUCAACGGAUGAAUAUCAAACAUGCAGUGUGCGGGAGGGAGGGCGGAGGGGCGGGCGGGCUGUGCCAGUAUUUUUGCAAGCAGAAGUUGGGACCCUCUCACAGGAGCAGUCAGAGCCAGUCUGAUAUGAAGACAGAGCUGAGGCCGGCUGCAUGCUGGUUCCAUUACUGACCUGACAGCUCGUUGUCUCUACACAGAACCCAGAAUCUGAACCCUCUGCUCAAUUCUUGUCUCAUUUUUGUAAAAUAAGCUUUCAAUUUUAGAAAACCACUUAGAAAGUACACAAAGUCUCCCUGUAACUCACUCCCAGCUUCCUCCACUCUGAGGAGUAAGGCGGUGUCCCUGAGCAAGGCUGAGCUGCUGUGUGCCAGGAUUCGUCCCUGUGGGGCCACCCUCUCCACGCCAUAUCACACUCUGCAAGGAAGCCACUAAGGAGUGGGCAGUCAGAGGGAGGAGGAGCCACCUGUUAUGACACGGGAGCAGUCGGUCCUCCCCAGAUGCAGCCACUCCCCUGCACCAGCAUGGGCUCGUGGAUGCUUGUUUGCUGGGCACCACCAAUAUAGUUUGUCACCCGUGACUCCAGCACUGGCCACUGGGAGCUUUUGUUGCCUCUGUGUCCCUUUGCCAUGCAAGGAGACUUCAACAAAUUUGUGGACAUAGAAUGAAGACCAGAAUAGGUUACAAAAACCAAACCAAACAUCUCUGAAUUACAUCUUUCCAUGAAGCUCUUAAAGCACCCCUGUUUUGUCAGCAUGUGUGUGGGUGCUCUGAGCACUUCCUUUAAUAGACACAUGUUUGGCAAAUAUUGCACCCCAGUGUGUGACUUGGCUUUUCAUUCUCUUUACAUAAUCCUUCACAGAGAAAGUUUUAUUUUGGUGAAUUUCAAUUGAUUGGUCUUAUCUUUUGUUGACUAUUACUUUUGGCAUCUUGUCCAAGGAUUCUUCAACACACCCUUGACCCAAGAUUUUCUAUGUUUUUUUUUUUAAUAAUUAUUUUAUUUAUUUGAAAGUCAGAGUUACAGAGAGAGAGAGGAGAGGCAGAGAGAGAGGUCGGUCUUCCAUUCUGUUGGUUCACUCCCCAAACGACCACAACGGCCAGAGCUUUGCUGAUCCAAAGCCAGGAGCUUCUUCCAGGUCUCCUACGCAGGUGCAGGGGCCCAAGGAGUUGAGCCAUCAUCUUCUGCUUUUUCAGGCCACAGCAGAGAGCUGGAUCAGAAGAGCAGCAGUUGGGACUCAAACUGACGCCCAUAUGGGAUGCCAGUGCUGCAGGCUGGCGCUUUAACCCACUGUGCCACAGCACUGGCCCCUCCUAUGUUUUCUUCUAACCAUGUUAUAGUUUUAGCUUGAAUCUAGAUAUAAUCCUUUUAAAAUUGAGUUUUGGGGGCCAGUGCUAUAGUGUAGUAGGGUAAGCCUCCACCUGCAGCACCAGCAUCCUACAUGGGCACUGGUUCGUGUUGCAGCUGAUCUUCUUCCUUUCCAGUUCACUACUAUAGCCUGGGAAAGCAGCAGUCAAAGGCCCAAGUGCUUGGGCCCCUGCACCUGGGUGGGAGGCCUGGAAGAACCUCCUGGCUUCAGAUCAGCUCAUCUCCUGCCACUGUGGCCACUUGAGGAGUGAACCAGUGGGUGGAAGACCUUUCUCUCUCUCUCUCUCUGUAACUCUACCUCUCAAAUAAAUACAUUUUUAAAAAUAUUUAUUUGAAGGGCAGAGUUAGAGGCAGAGAGAAAGGUUUUCCAUCCACUGGUUCACUUCCCAAAUGGCUGGAGCUAUGCCGAUCCGAAGCUGGGAGCACCUUCCGGGUCUCUCACACAGGUACAGGGGUCCAAGGACUUGGGGUAUUUUCCACUGCGUUCCUAGGCCAUAGCAGAGAGCUGGAUCAGAAGUGGAACAGCCAGGACUUGACCCAGCGCCCACAGGGGAGGCCAGCACUGCAGGCAAAGGCUUUACCUGCUACACCACAGCAGUGGCCCCAGUAAAUAAAAAUCUUCUUAAAAUUUUUAAAAAUUAAGUUUUGUAUAAGGUGCGGGGUUUAGGUCAAGACUCAUUGCGUGUAGACUCCCUGAUGAACAUCCAACAACAGCAGCCUCCUCUGUUCAGAGGUCUCUCCACUCUUGAAUUGUCUCGGCUCCGUUGUCAAAGAGUGGUCCUACAGAUCUUUGGGUCUGUUUCUUCCUUCCAACAACCACAGUCUUCAUUAUCAUCACUUCCUAGUUAUUCUUGAAAUAAGGAGGUUUGAGUUCCCAGACUACAUUCCCUAGGUCUGGUGCCUUCCACACCAGUUUGUCAAUAUCUAUAAAAGAUCUUGCUGGAAUGUUGACUGGGACUGAAAUGAAUCUGUAGGCCAAUCUUAUCUAGUUGAUUUCUUAAUAAUAUUGAGUCUUUCAAUCCAUGAAUAUGGAGUGGUCCUCCAUCUGUUUGGAUGUUAGAAUUAGAAUGAUUUCUUCUUUAAAUAUUUGGUAGAUUUCAGACUGACAUUCAGAUCCCAAUGUAAAAUCUUUAACUCAUCUUCAGUGAUUGCCUUAGGGUUUGCAAUAUAGAUUUUAAAGACUCUAAACCCCGCUCCAGGUAGAAUUUACCAGAGAUUCUGCAGGGACCUGUAACACUGCCCCCUCCGUCCUCCCUUCUGACCCUACGACCUUGCUGUCCCUCAUUUCACUUGCCUAUCUGGUUUGAUCACACAGUGCACCGCUAUUAUAAAGUUAUUUUUGGACCAAGAAUUUAAAAAGGUUGCACUUCCAUUUCUCCUCUGAUCCUCCUCCAUCCUUCAUGUCAUGUCAAUCCAUGUCCCGACUGCACCACUUUCCUGGAAAGCAGGGUCUGCUGGCCGACGACUUCCCUCAGGUUUGGUUUGAGACAGUCUGAAUUCCCCGUCCCUUUUAAAGGAGAAUCUUGCUGUCAUACCUUGUGCAUUUUUUUUCUUUCAAAAAUUUUAACAUUUCACUCCUUUUUGCUUGCACAGCUUCUGGCUCAAAGUCCAUUUUAAUUCCUAUUUUUGCUCGUCUAUAGGCAAGAUGUUAUUUUUUUCCUCAUUUCAGAAUCACCAUUUUAACAUAGGGCAUCCUGCACAGCAUUCUCCGAGUUCCUGGGUCUGCAGUUUGGUGUCUUAAUUUGGAAAAUUCUCAGUCAUGAUUAUUUCAAGUAUUUCUUCUGCCUUUAUUCUUUUUCUGAUAUCCCAAUCACACGCACACAGCAUCUUUCAUAGUUGUCUCGCGGGUCUUUAUGUCCUUUUUUCUUUUUCCCUUUUCUUCCGCUUUGCAUUUAUUUUUGGGAAGCUCCUAUCAACCUAUCCUCAAGCUCACUGAAUAUUCCUUCCACUCUGUUUACUCCACUGACCAGCCUGUCAAGGGCAUUUUCCAUUUCUGUUGAAGGGUUUUGGUUUCUAGCAUCUCAUUUUGAUUCUCUGAUUUCCCAUCUCUCUACUUACAUUACCCAUCUGUCUGGCAUAUUGUGUACUUUGUCCAUUAUAGCUCUUAGCAUAUUAGUCAUCAUUUUAAAUUUCCCAAUUGCAACAUCUGUGUCAUAUGUAAAUAUGGUUUUGAUGUUUGUUAGAUUUCUUCUUGCCUUUUGGUUUGCUUUUUUAAAAAACUGUUUUUGUUAAAAGCUAGUAAACAUUUUUGUACUGAGUAUCAGGAACUGAAGUAAAUGAGGGUUUAGGGUGAAGACU